ACCACUUUUGUGCCGUGGGUUUGGCGCGGCGGGAUUUGUAUUCUAAGAAUGGCUUCAAAAAGAACCAGCAGGACCAAGAAGUUUAGGAAGAACAACUCUUCUUUCAACUUCCGAACCCUAAUUUCCUCUAUUUCUUCUCCUCAGGGUCUAAAACCAGAAACACUGGAAGGCUUGUAUUUGCUACUGCUUACUUUAAGCUGCUCUGAUCCCGAAUGCAAUUUGAAUACCUCGGAAACCGAGUUCAAUUCCAACGAUUUCAAACUCAAAUUCAAGGAUACCCGUGAACUCUCAGAUGUCUUACUCCACAAACUCAAUGCCAAGUUCAAUGAAUUAUUCUCUGCUUUGAAUGAUGUUGUCCCCUACCCGGUUCAUUCCCACUGUAUUUUCCAUGUCAAUGUUGAAGCUUCCAUUAAAGAACUAACUUUGCUUCUGAGAUGCUGCAUUGUUGUUUUCAAACUACUUGUUUUGGACCAGAAGCUUCUUGUCGAAAAAGGUCGAAUUCUUUUGGGGAUACUAAGGAAAUGCGUUUCAGUGAAGUUAAAGGGAGGGAAUGAGAAACCUUAUAAUAGUUUCGAAAAGGAGGUUUCGCGCAAAUGUAUGUAUGUCGAUAAUGGUGGCACUACUGUCCACGCUGAGCACUUGGUUACUUCCUUAACUUCCUUAAGUUUCGCGGAACUUUCUAAUCCAUUUCAUGCCAUUUUAUGUGCUGUGCUUGAGGUAUUUGCAGACGAGCUUCUGAUGCAUGAAUCAGUGAGGCAGUACCUUGUGAUUGUUGACUCUCUCUCUUGUGGGAAUGAGUUUGUAUUCACACGUUACUUUGGCCAUGGUAAUAUUGGAAGUGUGCUGGAGGUUCUUUCUGCUCACUUUGUAGUCUCCCUUUCUGAUGACCAAGCAUUUAAGAAUUUCCUUGAUAGAUUAUUUUGGCUUCCUAACAAUAACUUCAGAGUUCCAGAAAUGACUUUAACUACAGCCUUGUCAUUGUUUCUUAACCCCAUCCUGUUGUCCGCGCCCAAAAUGUUUCAGGCAUAUCUGAUUUUAUUGGUUUCCGAAGUCAUUGGAAUUAGCAUGUCUUCUGAGCAUUUGAUUCCAAGCAGUGAACUAAGAGCAUACCUAUCAGCAUUUGAAAGGUCAGUUGCCUUGUACACCAGACACAUGUCCAAUAUGCACACGGAAGGAUACCCCAUAGCAGGUGAUGAUUCUUUUGUGAAAUCACAUUUUCGUGCAAGUUACAGUCAGAUGGAUUUUGAAUCUUGUCUUUUGCCAGCUACGAAAGAGAAAAUUCAUUAUCUGAUCGCUAAAUCUGAUAAUUCAUGGAAUUCUUAUUUAAGCAGUACUUUACUAAAAGAAAGGUCUGAGCUAGUUGCUGCUUCUGUUGCAUACACAAAAGAGAGCCUUAAUGUUGUUGAGGAAUCCACUAGAGAUGACAUUCUAUCAAUCAUAAGCUGUAUAACGCUCCAGGGUUCUUCUGAUGAUGUUGAUGACACUAUACUGCAUAAAAAGGAAGAUACUAGUCCGCAACAUAUUUGUCUUCUCGCAUCUAUACUGAAGCUAAUGAGUUCUGCUAUGUUACAAGCCAUAAGGAUUUUAACACAAGGCAGAAAUUCAGGGUCUUUGAAAACAUCAGAAAAUGUUGCAUUAAGUAAGGAGUAUGAUUUUUUGGUGGCUACUUUCAAUUGUUUCCAGCAGUUUGGUAUACGCUUACCAGUUCAGAAGUUCUUACAUGACAUGAUGGAAAUUCAGCCAACAAGGCAUAAGAAGUCAAAAUGGAUGUUCUUUCAUUUCUCAGGCCUGUUGUCACUAAGUUAUGCUAGUGGGCUUGAUUUUCUGGUUAAGAACUGCAUAUUUACAUUGUUAAUACUGUUGAAAUUAUUUGUUCAUGAAGCGGGUGAUCUCCAUGCAUUUCGAUCCUUAUUAGACUCAAGGGUAAAAUCUUCAUCACAGAAAUCUCCUGUUACAGUCGGAAAAUCUGAACCCUCCCAUAAUGCUAGAGAGGUUCUAGUGGAUCGGAAAUCUAGCUACGCUGUUGCACUAAAAUUUCAGAAAAUACGGACACUGUACUUGGGAACUAGAUCUCAAACAAGUUCUAAAAAUAGAGCUCAAGAGCAGGAACCAGGAAGUUCAGAGAAAAAUCACGUUGAGUCAGCUCUCAGCAUAGAAGAGACUACUGGGGAAACUUGCAAUGGUGAGAUUUUUCUCAGAUGUGUUUUACAAGGCUCCCAGGACUCAUCUUCUGUUGCGGAUUUAGCCGACUUCAUCGAGUGCAAAAAAGGAAAAGAUUAUUCUGAAUGGAUGAAGGAUCGAGAUAAAUUUAGACGAUGGAAAUCCGAGAAAUUGGAAAACUUCAGGUGGAAGAAAAGGAGAAGAGCUUUUCAGAAGAAAGCGUAGUUACUUCUGCUUGGCUUAAGGGCUUAAUGCCAUAAAAUGGGGAUUCAGAGCAGAUGAACUCAUUAUCUUCUUUUAUGGAAAAAUUAUGUCCAUUGUAUAUUUUUAUGCUUAUGAAGAGAAUGCUAGGAUUAAGUAUUAAAUACU
Molecule: messenger RNA, 2529 nt
Organism: Hibiscus syriacus
Lineage: Eukaryota; Viridiplantae; Streptophyta; Magnoliopsida; Malvales; Malvaceae
Exons: 5
Coding region: 49-2385 (778 amino acids)
Source: RefSeq, a predicted model, not a curated record